Molecule: messenger RNA, 2964 nt
Organism: Tetrahymena thermophila SB210
Lineage: Eukaryota; Ciliophora; Oligohymenophorea; Hymenostomatida; Tetrahymenidae
Exons: 7
Biological process (GO): synaptic transmission, cholinergic; protein localization to cell surface
Cellular component (GO): neuronal cell body; neuron projection; intracellular membrane-bounded organelle
Source: RefSeq, a predicted model, not a curated record
AUGAAAUCUAAUAGGAAGCCGAGUCCUUCUCCAAACCAAAAGAACAAUAAAUAAGGAACUAAUCCAGCUCUCAUCUUUCAGUAACCAAAUGAUAAAAUAUUAUUAUUAACAAAUAAAAUAGAUUAAAACUAAGCUAAAGCGAGGAAUGGGUCAAAUUCUUAGCAGCAGAAAAAAAGCACAAAAAAAGAAUCAUAGAAAAACUACAUAACAAUAGUUAAGACUAACAACACCUAGAAUAAUGAAAAGAAAAUUUAAGCUUAAACUUUCAAUAACUUUAGCGUGAAUAUACCUCAAGAAUAAAUGAAAAAUUAAUUAGGGAUUAAAUAAGUUCAAAGUUAAAAUGCAUUAAGUGCUAAUUCUUUGAAUACAAUCGAAUCUCCUUUGCAACAAGAUAUGGUCCCUGGCAUUUAAAAUUUAUAACCUCAUAAAGGAGUAUCAAUGUUUGCAAAUAUAACUUAAUAAUAGCAGGUAAGUAGUCUUAGUUAUUCAUAAAGUCAAGCAUAAAAUUCUUAAGUGGUUGAAAACAGCUAGAAUUUAAAAUAAAAGCAAUCAUCACCAAAUAAAUAUUUACAAAACUCUUAAUUUGAAUUAACUUACUUGCAAGAAUAUUAAUAGUAUAUAGACUAUUACAAUAAUAAUUAAACUCCUUACUACGCUUUUGAGGAAAUAACAACUCCUUAAUAAAAUAACUCUUAUUAAAUAGAUGAGCACUUAAAUGCUAUUAAUGCUUUAAAAAGUAAAGAAGCUAGCAUUGUGAUUAAUAAUGAAUCUUACUAAAAUCUAAAUGAUGCUAACAAACUAAAUAAAAAUGACUAUUCUAGCAGAACUAACCUAAAUUAAUCAAAUAUUCCACUUCAAUAAUAUAAUUUAUAAAUAUAAUAAACACCUUAUUUAAACAACACAAAUCAAUUAAGCUAACUCUUAUAAUAAAAUGGCUAAAAUUAAAUUUAGAAUAACUCUAACAUUAAUAAUAGUAACACAUAAGUUGAUAAUAGAAUGCAAUUAUCACAACUUUAAUCUUAUUUAUUAAAAAGUAAUCAAAUUUAAGUUUAAAUAUUGAAUAAUAUGAAUAAAAGACCACUUUUUAAUCAUAUCACAGAUAAUUAACUAUUAUAAAACUAAACUCAACUUAAUUAAGAAAAUCAAUAUCCCCUAACCUAGAAAUAGCUCAGUGAAAUUAAUCUUAAAAUGAAGGAACAUCGAGAUUAUAAUUAAGGACUUCCAAAUGUAUCAUAAAUAGCUAUAUAAAAGAGAUGGGAAGUCUUUGAUUUGCCUUUCAAAAAUACAAUAGCAAGUUUAAUUAGUGAAAAAGGCUAAACAUACAUUUAUAAAUUUGAUCCUCAAGGUUCUCUUCCUGAUUUAGCAAAAUAUAAGCUUAACUAUAAAUUUACUAAUAUACCAUGCGCAAAUAUUGCAAUAGAUUAAAAGAAUGGGAGAUUAUUUGUCUAUGAUAAUGAUGGGAAUCUUCUUGUAUUUAGUUAAGAUCUUGAGUUUAAUGAAGGUAAGCCAAUAAUAAAAUUGUCACUUGAAGAGAGAUUCCCGCGUAAAAAUCCUACGCUUUUUGUAAAAACAUAUGAUAAUUAUACUCUUGUAUUCGUGAUUGGAGGCUUUUUCAGACAGUAGACCUACAGCAACAUAAAAGUCUUUAAAAUUGAAAGAAGAAAUGCUUCUAUUAGAUAUGAAUUAUCAAUAAAUAUGAUGAAAAGAAGAAGAAACCCUAUUGUUUUUUCCUACUCUGUAAAAAAUACUACUAAUACUAAUGGUAGUGUAUAAAAUUAAAUAGGUGCAACUUCUGGAAAAUUAAAUUCAGUCCAUUAAAAUACUAUAGAAACUGAAAAAGAGUAUUUAAUACUGUUAGGAGGAAAUUCUUAUGAUCCAGAAAGCGAUGCAAAUAUUACAGGAGAAUUUAUUGAAAUAGAUAAAAUACAUACAUUAAUUAAUUAAAGAAACAACUUGAGUAUAGAUAUAACUGAUUUUAUAAAAAUUAGAUUGCAUUCAUCUUUUGAUGACAGCUAUGAAAUCAGUGCCUAUCUAACAUAAGGUUAUAUAGUUACUUGGCAUAAUGAAGAACAAGAAAAAACAAAGCUUUUGAUUUUUUAAGAAAAGUUAAAAAAUGUACUUGAAAUAAAAAAAAUAGAUUUAGGUUUGAGCAAAUCUUCAACCUUUGGAAUUUUAGAUAUUGUAUAUAGUGAUAUUAUUCAUAAAGGUCAUAAAGGUUUGAUGAGGAUCGAAUAAGAUUAUUUAAGCUAUUUCAAUUAAAAAGGUCAAGAUAUUCAUAUAAUUUCAUUGAAAGAAGGGACUGAAGUAUAUAGUACAAAGAAAAAAACUAAUUUUUUCAAGCCAAAAGGGGUUUAGAAUAAUACUCUGUCAAAUUUAGUGAAGUAAAAAGAUUAAGAAGAAGAGGAAGUCGAAGAAGAGUCAGAGGAUGAAGAAGUAACUUAAAAAAAAUAAUAAUAAGAAAAAGAAGAAAGCAAAAAGUUAGAAUAAGCAGAACAAGUUGAGAAUGCUAAGAAAGAAAGUGAUAAAAACAUAGAUGCUAAAGACACCAAAGAAUAGUCAUAAACUCUAUCAGAGAGAAAGAAUGGAAAUGUGAAUAAUUUGUCUCCUGAUAAUAUUUUAUCAAAUAACAAACUGCUAAGUUACGAUUAAAAUCCUUUUAUUGAAUCCAAGAGAGAUUAUAAAGAUGAUGAAUUAAAAUAAUUAGCAGAAAAUGAAUAAUAAAAGAAAGAAGAGGAAAAUAAAAAUAAAGAAAAAGACAAAGACAAAAAAGACCAAGAUGAAGGAGAGGAACAAGAAGAUGAAGAAGAAUAAGAAGAAGAAGAAGUUUAAAAAAAGAAAGAGAAAAAUAAAAAAAUGUAAAAAAAUAAAAAUAAAAAAUCUAAUUAAAAUGUAAAUAGUAAAAUUAACAAAUUUUGUAAAUGUAAAUGUAAGUGUAACAUAUUUUAAAUGAGUUUCUUCCUAUGA